CUGUCAAGCGCGUAAGAAGUGAGUGCUAGUUGCAGCAGCCAGUUCAAAAUGUAUAAAAGCAAUGAAUUCAUCAGAAAUCAAGAUGUGACAUCACCCCCACCGUACUCCAAAGUAGAAGAUGCGAUUAACAGUCAACCUGGUCAAUAUGCCGCUCCAAUGCAGCAGCAGCCACAGGAGGUUGUCUAUCCAUUCGGGUUGGAUCACCUGGCCGCAACGGAAAGGAUCAGGUUCAAACAGCAGAUACAAGUAGUGCAGCUGGUUUGUGGCAUCGAUAUGCCUAUUAAUUUCGAAUUGAUCAACGAGAACGAUCAGAUUAUCUACCUGAUCCGGGAGCAGGAGAAUAUAUGCGUGAGAAACUGCAUCCCUCAGGGGUUUCGAACCGAGUCCGAUAUGGUCAAGACGAACGGUUUGCUAGCACUCCGGUUCAGCAGAGAGACGCGAUGCGUGAUGAACUGUUGCAUGCCGUGUUGCUGUUUUGCACUGCCAUUCAGUAGAGAGCGAUUGACCAUUUCCGGUGGAACCGGAGAGGUUUAUGGAACUGUUCAGCAUGACUGGUCUUCUUGGAGAUCGCGGUUCAGCGUUUUAAAUAAGGAGGGUAGCGUAAUAAUGAAGAUUGAAGGCCCGGGAUGCAACUUUGGAUUUUUUGGGGACUUGCAUUACAAAAUUGUUUCUCUGGAUGGCGUGGAGAUUGGAAGUAUCGUCAAACAUUGGAGCGGAUUAGUCUGUGAAGCAGUAGGGGACUUUGAAGAGUUCACUCUCAACUUUCCACGUGAUUUGGACACUUUUGUGAAGGCCACACUGAUUGGAGCGGUUAAAUUGAUUAACUUUCUCUUCUUCCAAGGAUCUAUACGAAGGUUAAUCGUGGGCAUUACUUGUGCCCCUCUGUAUGUUUAUAGAACACAACCACAGUGAGUCAUAGGGACGUAACAUUUCCUUCAAUCUCAGGCGAUUUGAAUA
Messenger RNA from Toxorhynchites rutilus septentrionalis, 957 nucleotides. Its product is annotated as phospholipid scramblase 1-like. Gene Ontology annotation, cellular component: plasma membrane. Gene Ontology annotation, molecular function: phospholipid scramblase activity. Bases 49 to 912 code for a protein of 287 amino acids. Gene Ontology annotation, biological process: plasma membrane phospholipid scrambling. NCBI's taxonomy places the organism in Eukaryota, Metazoa, Arthropoda, Insecta, Diptera, Culicidae. The record is from RefSeq and is a predicted model, not a curated record. The transcript has 3 exons.